Molecule: messenger RNA, 1191 nt
Organism: Miniopterus natalensis
Lineage: Eukaryota; Metazoa; Chordata; Mammalia; Chiroptera; Miniopteridae
Source: RefSeq, a predicted model, not a curated record
AUGCUGCUGGACUGUGUCGCCUCGAGGCGCAGCCCGUGGAGAUGGACGGACGGGGGCACUUUCCUGGGCACCUCCAGCCCUGUUUCUGGGGACUCCUGGUCCCAAGUCGAGCUGUCAGUGGCCGCCGCCCUGCGCCUCCGGCGCCCCAGCCCCUGCCCCUGGUGGGCGCGCUCGGCCCGCAGCCCUGGCCCUGAGGGUUUCUGGAACGAGUGUCAGGAUUUCUGCGGAACAGCGAAAGUUUGUCAGGAUAGGUCUUUAAAAAACAAAAACAAACACAAAACACAACGAACCACCCCCAGUUCCCUUUCCCACCCUGACAGUUCCGAGCUCUACCCCGGGGUGGGUCUGGCCCGGGCUCACUUUGAGAAGCAGCCGCCUUCCAACCUGAGAAAAUCCAACUUCUUCCACUUCGUCCUGGCCCUCUACGACAGACAGGGCCAGCCCGUGGAGAUCGAGAGGACAGCCUUUGUGGGGUUCGUGGAGAAAGAAAAAGAAGCCAACAGCGAGAAGACCAAUAAUGGGAUUCACUACCGGCUGCAGCUCCUCUACAGCAAUGGCAUAAGGACCGAACAGGAUUUCUACGUGCGCCUCAUUGACUCCAUGACAAAACAAGCCAUAGUGUAUGAAGGCCAAGACAAGAACCCAGAAAUGUGCCGAGUCUUGCUCACACACGAGAUCAUGUGCAGGUAAGAAAUUCCGUUCUCUCCCUCUAAUUAGCAGACAGAAGAUGAAUUUGUAUCUCAAAUCUAGGCGAACUCAGGUUUAUUUUGGGGGACACAUUUAUCUCGUUUCUACUAGACAAUCUAAAAAGAACCGAUAGAUGUGAAUAUUUGGUACUAAAUUGUCAGGCAUCAGAGUGGUUCUCAAUUAUUUAUCAGAGUUCAUCCUGUAAGACAUACAUUUCCAUUUUGAUAUCACACUGUUAAUGGGCACAGAGCGGUACCCUCCCCUACUUCCUUUCAAUGGAAUAAAAUACAAUAUAACCCUUUUAGUGUUAAUAUAUGCACUCAACCACAUUGCUAGUAAGAUGAGUUAGAGUUCUAUUGAUGUCAGCAGGAGCCUCUCUUUGAUAAGACUUAAGAUAUAGUUCCCCUUUUCAAUUCUCCCAAUUAAAAAUAGGACUUCUGGCCCUGGCUGAUGUGGCUCAGUGUUUACAGUGUCGGCCCACACAUGGAAGGGACAGAGAUUUGG